CAUUUUGUCAGCCAUUUCCUACACUGAUCCAUUGCCAGCGUCUCUGCAGAGCACAGGACGCCCCGUCUGGCCUCAGCUUCAUCUGCCCGGGCUUGGUAAACAGCAGCGGCUCCUGCACACACGGUCCCCGGGUGGAUGAGACACAGUGUAGAGGGUCGGCUGGCACCCACGAGACCUCUGCAAGGAGCAGCACCCCGCAGGACAGAAGCGGCACGAGUCUCCGGCGGACAUGGCUUUGAAGAUUGUCAAAGGGAGCAUCGAUCGGAUGUUCGAUAAAAACCUUCAGGAUUUAGUACGUGGCAUUAGGAAUCACAAGGAAGAUGAGGCCAAGUACAUCUCCACAUGCAUCGAUGAGAUCAAACAGGAGCUCAAGCAGGACAACAUCGCUGUCAAAGCCAAUGCUGUGUGCAAGCUCACCUACCUUCAGAUGCUGGGCUAUGAUGUCAGCUGGGCCGCUUUUAACAUCGUUGAAGUCAUGAGCUCCUCCAAGUUCACUUACAAGAGGAUUGGCUACCUGGCAGCCUCUCAAUGCUUUCAUGAAAGCACUGAUGUCAUCAUGCUGACAACCAAUCAGAUCCGAAAGGAUCUCAGCAGUCCCAACCAGUAUGACACAGGUGUUGCCCUCACAGGCCUCUCUUGUUUUGUGACCCCUGACCUUGCUCGGGACCUGGCCAAUGACAUCAUGACACUGAUGUCCCACACUAAACCCUACAUCAGAAAGAAAGCAGUGCUAAUCAUGUACAAGGUGUUUCUGAAGUACCCAGAGUCCCUGCGACCUGCUUUCCCAAGGCUCAAGGAGAAACUGGAAGACCCAGACCCAGGUGUUCAGUCUGCAGCUGUAAAUGUUAUCUGUGAGCUUGCUCGAAGAAAUCCCAAGAACUACCUGUCUUUGGCUCCACUCUUCUUCAAACUCAUGACCUCUUCUACUAAUAACUGGGUUCUCAUCAAGAUCAUCAAGCUGUUUGGUGCGCUCACACCACUCGAGCCACGGUUGGGAAAGAAGCUGAUCGAACCUCUGACCAAUUUAAUCCACAGUACCUCUGCCAUGUCUCUGCUGUAUGAAUGUGUCAACACUGUGAUUGCAGUGUUGAUUUCCUUGUCCUCUGGGAUGCCUAACCACAGUGCUAGUAUCCAGCUCUGUGUGCAGAAACUGCGAAUCCUGAUAGAAGACUCGGACCAGAACUUGAAGUACCUUGGCCUGCUGGCCAUGUCAAAGAUCCUGAAGACCCACCCCAAGUCAGUGCAGUCUCAUAAGGACCUCAUCCUGCAGUGUCUGGAUGACAAGGACGAGUCCAUCCGCCUGAGAGCUCUGGACCUGCUCUAUGGCAUGGUAUCCAAGAAGAACUUGAUGGAGAUUGUAAAGAAGCUGAUGCUACAUGUGGACAAAGCAGAAGGAACCACCUACAGAGAUGAGCUGCUCACCAAGAUCAUCGACAUCUGCAGCCAGAGCAACUACCAGUACAUUACCAACUUUGAAUGGUACAUCAGUAUUCUCGUGGAGCUGACCCGGUUAGAGGGAACACGGCACGGCCACCUCAUCGCCUCGCAGAUGCUUGAUGUAGCUAUCCGGGUCAAAGCCAUCCGGGUCUUUGCCGUGGCCCAGAUGGCCACUCUGCUGGACAACGCCCACCUGUUGACUGGCAACGUGCAGCGAAAGGGCAUCUGUGAAGUGUUGUAUGCAGCAGCUUGGAUCUGCGGUGAAUUCUCAGAACAUCUUGAGAACCCGAUGCAGACGCUAGAAGCCAUGCUGCGGCCUAAGGUGGCCACCCUCCCGGGCCACAUCCAGGCGGUGUAUGUGCAAAAUGCAGCCAAACUGUUUGCCACCGUGCUGAAGAUCCAGGAGGGGAACACGGACGGCACCGCAGCGCAGGAAACCAGCCAGCUAAUGAUCGAGAGGCUGCCGCUGUUUGUCCAGAGCGCCAACCUGGAGGUGCAGGAGAGGGCGUCUUGCAUCCUGCAGCUGGUCAAGUACAUCCAGAAACUGCAACAGAAGGACGUGGAAGUAGCGGAGGAAGUCAUCGCACUGUUUGCUGGAGAACUCAACCCUGUAGCCCCCAAGGCACAGAAGAAAGUGCCUGUUCCUGAAGGUCUGGACUUGGAUGCCUGGAUCAACGAGCCUCCAUCUGAGAGCGAGUCUGAGGAUGAGCAGCCAAAGGCUAUUUUUACCAAGGAGGAGACCAAACACUCCCGCCCCCGUCACACAGAGGUGGACGAGAAGGAGCUGGCAAGGAGGAGAGAAGCCAGAAAGCAGGAGCAAGCCAACAACCCAUUCUACAUCAAGGCCUCCCCGUCCUCUCAGAAGGUGUACCAGGAGGCCCCUGGAGUGGAGCACAUCCCAGUCGUGCAGAUUGACCUCAGUGUGCCUCUCAAAGUCCCAGGUCUGCCAAUGUCUGACCAAUACGUGAAACUGGAGGAGGAGCGCCGGCAGAAAGAGAGAGCGGAGAAGAAGAAGAAGGAGAAGAAGAAGAGGAAAGAAAAGCGCAGCGGACGAGGGAAGAAACAUGAUUCAGGCCCAGAGAGCGAGGAGGACAUCACGCCUGCGCACAUGGUCGACAUUGUUACCGAGGAGAUGCCAGAGAAUGCCUUACCCAGUGAUGAUGAUGACAAAGACCCCAAUGAUCCUCAUAAAGCCCUGGACAUCGACCUGGACAACCUGUUGGAGUCUGCUGGGCGCAGGCCACUUGCCGACAGUGAGAAGCUGCCGGUCAGGGCACACCGGGCAGCAGAGGCUCUCAAAAGCCCAACUGAAGAUGGAGACGCAGAGAGUGCCGCUUCACAGGAGCCCAAGAAGAAGAGCAGCAAAGAAAAGAGAGACAAGAAGAAGGAUAAAGACAGGGAUAGGAAGAAGAGCAAGGAAGAGAAGAAGAAGAAGAAGAAGCACAAACAUGAAGAAAAGGGGGAGGAUCUUCUCGGGGUCCCGGAAGAAGAACCUGUGGUCCAAUCAGAAGAAGCCAAUGAGGUGGCUGCACCGCCCGACUCCACCACUGCUGAGGUUUCGGAUCUGGAUUUCUGGCUCUCAAACACUCCAGUGCCCUCUAACGCCCAGGAAACAGCAACAGUAGCAGCAGCAGAAACAGCCCCCGUGCCUGAGGCAGCCUCUGGCGCAGCACCAGACUCCGAGCCUGAUGAGCCCAAAGACACCGAAGCAGAGGAGACCAAGUCAUCCAAACACAAGAAGAAGAAGCAGAAAAAGGAGAAGGAAGAGAAGGAGAAGAAAAAGAAGAAGAAGCAUCAUCACCAUCAUCACCACAGUGACGGGGGUGGAGAGGAGUCGGUGCAGAACGGCACCGUGGAGGAGGAAGAGCCUCUGCCGCCCAUGUCCAAUUACUGCCUGCUGGCUGAGAACUCCUACAUCAAGAUGAUGAUGGAGGAUGCUGAUCAGGUAAAUGACAUCCAGGGAAACCUGCAGGACGGCAGUCAGGUGGUGGUCUCCGUAAUAUUUGAAAACAAGUGUGAUAGCUUCCUCAAAUCCAUGGAGUUCAACGUCUUGGACUCUCUCAACUCCAAGCUGCAGAGGCCGGAGGGGUCGGGUCCACAUGAUGGCCUCACUGUCCCCUUCCAGCUUCCACCUGGAGUGUCCAACGAGGCUCGAUUUGUCUUCACCGUGCAGAGCAUCGUAAUGCCACAGAAACUGAAGGGAACCCUCACCUUCAUAGUAAAGAAUGAGGACUCCUCCACUCAUGAGAAACUGGACUUCAAACUGCACUUUACCUGCACCUCCUACCUAAUCACUACUCCUUGCUACAGUGAUGCGUUUGCAAAGCUGCUCGAGUCAGCUGACCUGAAGUGCAGCUCUGUCAGACUGGAGGGGGUCAGCAUGCCCUUCCACCACCUCCUGGCCAGGAUCUGCUUCCACCACCAUUUUUCUGUUGUGGAGAGGAUCGACUCCUGUGCCUCCAUGUACAGCAGGUCAAUCCAGGGUCACCACGUCUGUCUCCUGGUUAAAACUUCUGGUGAGACAGUGUCCAUUGACGCUAAAUGUGACGAGCCGACGCUGCUCGGGAAUGUGCUGGAUGAGAUCAAGCAGACCUUCUCUCAGUGCUGAUUGUGUCCGACAGCCCCAGGGUGCCCCCCGACCCCUCCAUGCCACCCUCCUCCCUCGCUGAAACACAACAUAAUCAUGUUACGACACACUGCGGCUGGCACUUCCAGUAUCGCCCUAUUUAUUAGUCCUCAGAUUCGCAAGAUUUCUACCCCCUUACCUUCUUCUUCACUCUGUUGUUCCGCUGCACUCUGAGCUCUGUGAUCACUCCCCGACACUUGAUGUUGUUUUACAGACUCACUGUGUACGUGAACCGUCUUCUCUGCAACGCACUUUCGUCUUUACUUCCUGGUUCGAACCCAACAGCCGCCCUGUUCCUCCCUGACUCUGACUCUACGCUGAGCUCCUGUUUCUGGAUGCCGAGCGUUCUCUGCUCUUUCCUGUGUACCUCUCUCCGCCCUCCACUCUGUCGGCAAGUCAGUCUGUGACAGUCAUGUAAUGUAUUGUUGACAACUGGACUUUUGCUGUUGAUGGUUUAAUUGUGAUUUUACUGUUUUGAAGGUUUUUUUGUCUUUGGUUUGUUUUUGUUUUGUUGUUUUGUUUUUGUCUGAAACCUGUCUGCGCCUUUUGUCUCGCCCCCUAUUUCUGCCCACUAAACAUCAGUGUGCGUGCUGCUCGGCUUUGUAGGCCUGGAAAAACCAUGUGACUGACUCAUUCUCAGACUGCUCUUAAAUGUAAAAAGGGGGACUCUAACCUGCUCGCCCACCACUGACCCUGUGCCUGAAGAGCACCAGACACUGCAGUGUGACUAGCACAGCUACAUAUAAGGCAUGGGUUUCAAACUUCUCUCAGCUGUUGCCCUACUUGCCUUUUGGCUCAGAGCAGAUCUGCUGCUGUUAGUUUAACACAGUUCUUGUGUGGCACUAGAGGUGAUUUGUACAGAUCAGAGAUUUUGCUCUUUGCCUUAGCUGUGCAAUCUGACUUACUCCAGCACUUGAUGAGCCCCAACUCCCUCCCUAGUAUAUCUGCUCCCCGAUCAACUGUGCUAAGCUGCAGUUUGACCCACCCAAGAACUUCCAACAUAUCAUUCCUUUCACGUACCAGAGAUGAAUGGGAUUGUUCAAUUUUUUUUUAAAUGGGGUUGUAUACGUUUUUUUUAUCCAUAGUCAGUGUAUUGCCUACAGUAGAUUACGGUCAGCACGCCUCAAGUUUGGAAAAACGGGAAGGAAUACUGGCAUGGACUGCUUUGGACGGGUGCAGAAGCAAAAACAUGUUGGGCACUUUUUAAAAAAAUCAAUAUCCGUUUCAGUAAAUGCUAUAUUUAGAAUAUUUCCAGCACUUUAACUUGCCAUCAGACAGACAUGUUUAAAUAGACCUGGGUAAAACUGAAGCUGUCCAUGAUGCUCUCCUCAAAGCCACCAGAGUACUUUGACAAAAACAGUAAUUUUACUUUGCAGAACAUGGCAGUUGCUGGUCUACAGCUGCCUUGAUCAGUUUGUGUGUGUGAACUUGGUUUUAAAGGGUUAGUUAGAAUUCAUCCAAGUCACAAAAAUAACAUGCACAAACUAAACAAUCGAAGCAGCAGUAGACAAAACUCCCAUUUACUGUGAGGUAAAAUUACUGUUUUUGUUUGGAGUCUGGUGGCUUUAACAUAGAUCAUAGAUCAUGGCUUCAGUUCCUUUUGGAAGAAAGGGCUGUCUUGCUGCAAGGUAAAGUAGUGAUAUUCCAAAUAUAAUUUACACUUACACUAAUAUUUAAUUUUUAUAUCGAUAAAAAGCCAUACAAUGCUUACUGUAGCUUUUUCCGACUAGGGGCGUGCUGGCCGCCAUCUACUGUAGGUAAUACACUGACUAUGAAAAAAUACUAAAUACAACCCUUGAAAAAAUCAAACUACCCCUUUAAUCUGAAGGUACAGUUUAAAUAUUACAGAAUGAAAGUCCAGAGUAGAAGUGUACAAUGUAAUGUGAGAUUUCACCACAGAGCAGUUUGCUGUCUGGCUUAUCAGCCUCCUCUUCAACUCACAGAUGGUUUGGUUAGUUGUAUAGAAGAUGUUAUAUUACUGUAAUCCACAGAAGGAUACUGUUAUUUUUAUGCUAUGGUGCUGAGGGCCCUCAUUAAGUCACCACAUGGUCAAGUUUGUGAAAGAAUGAUCUGGCAUAAAGAGAGCUCCCCAUGUUACAUCACUGUUCUGCCUCCUUUCUCUGGAAAAUGGCAGAAAGUUACACUAUUUUUUAAUACCUUCAAGUUGCUCUCUGUAAGCAGGAAGUGGUCACUGGUUUGGGUUCCCUUUCAGUCAGUAUUAGGCAACAUGGCUUCUAAUGUCAGGAAUCAUCCACUCUGUCAACAGCAGAGCAGUUUUAUCUGUCUUCAUGUAGAAUCAUGCGAGACAUUUACGCCUGUGCCACUUUUGACGUUUGCAUCACAGUAGCUGCACCCAGCUGGCGUCUACACAGAUCAACCCCAAUGUUUAUUUUCCCUUCAGAAACUGCCUUGCCACUUUUUUUGUGCAUUGACAUGUUAUGAUGAACAUGAACGGCCAUUUUUUUUAAUGGCCACCUCUCUUUUGAGGAACUUGAUGUUUUAGUUUGUGUCAUUCAUGUCUGAAGUCACUACCUGGUCCAUCACGACUUCAACUUGUAGUAGCAAGAUAAAAACUGACUCGGUAGCGUCUCUGAUCAUAUAUACUGGUAAGGCCCUCCUCAUAUCUGUCUGCUAUUGUAGAUAACGACUAUGAUAAUGAUGUCUGUGACCUGAAUAUCGGGUCAGCCAUUCCACGAGAUUUUCUGUCCAGUAGUUGAGUCUGAAUACUGAUGUGAUCAGCUGUAUUUCAGGAAUGUCAAUAGAAAAAUAAAUAUGUAUGUAUUCCCUGUUCCUGAAAACAACUGAUAUAAGAAAAACUGAAAAAACAGCUCCUCAAAUCAUACGUUGUCCUGAUUCUGAUCAUUUUCCUGUGCAUAAUAUUUGAUUAAAAUUUGUAUAUUGCAUGAUUAGGAAUGUACACUUUUUAUUUUCCUUUUUUUUCUGUUCCAUUGACAUGCUUACACAAAGAAAAACUUGUCAUUCCAUUUUGUCUUUUUUUCUUUAUAGUUUUUUUUUUUUUAAAUGAAGUUUACUUGACCAUUAUCUAUUUUUGAUGGUAUUGUGUUUUUAUCUAUUCUAAGUUCAGACAAUUAAAAAAAAAAAGGUGAAAUCGUUGAAUGUUUUAAAUUAUUAAACACGGGAAGGAACGGGGUUAUAUUUGGUGUCAUGGCACCAAGGGCACGGGGCUCAGAAUAAAAAGUUGAGUAGAGCAACAGGUCACAUGAAGCAGUGUACUGAGAGGCAACCCACUGUCUUAAUUCUCUAUUGGUU
Messenger RNA from Centropristis striata (black sea bass), 7333 nucleotides. RefSeq names its product adaptor related protein complex 3 subunit delta 1 (gene ap3d1). Lineage: Eukaryota; Metazoa; Chordata; Actinopteri; Perciformes; Serranidae. The transcript is spliced from 35 exons. The record is from RefSeq and is a predicted model, not a curated record. Gene Ontology annotation, biological process: synaptic vesicle budding from endosome; Golgi to vacuole transport; synaptic vesicle membrane organization. Gene Ontology annotation, cellular component: presynaptic endosome; AP-3 adaptor complex; terminal bouton. The coding region runs from base 230 to 4045 and encodes 1271 amino acids.